GGCAGCAGGAAGCGAAUUGCAGUUGCUGCAGUAACUCUGUCGGGGUACAACCCACGUCCCUUGCAAGACCCCGGGGCCUCGGCUGCCGCUGCCGCUGGGGACCCAUAGCCCUGGCUGCAGGCGGGGGAGGAACAUCCCCGCUGUUCCCCGAGAGACUCUCCCAGUGCAGAGACCCCAGCCUGACCCGCUCCCCCCCAUUACUGGGGUCCAGAACCCCGCGUGGAGAGAAGAUGCCGGUGACCUUUGAGGAGGUGGCUGUGUAUUUCACUGAGGGGCAGGGGGUUCUGCUGGAUCCUGGUCAGAUAGCCCUCUACAGGGAUGUCAUGCAGGAGAAUUAUGAGACUGUGACCUCGCUGGGACUCCCCAUUCCCAAACCUGACCUAGUCGCCCGGCUGGAAGCAGGGGAAGAGCCAUGGGUCCCGGAUCUCCAAGCCUCUGAGGAAAGGAAGAUCCCAAGAGACACCCACACAGCAGGUGACAAGACAAAGAGUGAGAAUGAGGAGGAGAAUCCACAGCAGGAAGGUCCUGAGCAAGUGGAAAUGCAGGGGACCAUUUUGAGAUCUGACAGUAAUUUUUCCCGGUGCUUGGAACAGAGAACAGCCUGGAGUAAUUGGCACAGGUCAGAGAGGAAGCUGGGAAACAGCCCAAGAAAGAAAAUGGAUGAAUCCAUUGAAUGUGGGAGAGGAGGCAAUAGUCCCAAGGAAACCACAGCCCAGCAAUCAAAUCACAAAAAAAAGAGAUCCUAUAAAUGCUUGGACUGUGGGAAGAGUUUCAAUUGGCUGUCUGGCUUUAUAAAGCAUGGGAGAAUCCACACAGGAGAGAGACCCUAUGAAUGCUUGAAGUGUAGGAAAACUUUUAGUCAGCACUCAGGCCUUGUUAGCCAUGGGAGAAUCCACACAGGAGAGCGACCCUAUAAAUGCCUUGACUGUGGGAAAAGCUUUAGUCAGCUCUCAGGGCUUAUUUGCCAUAGGAGAAUCCACACGGGAGAGAGGCCAUAUAAAUGUUCUGAUUGUGGGAAAAGCUUCAGUGCACCAUCUGCCCUUAUUGUACAUCAGAGAAUCCACACUGGAGAGAAACCUUAUAAAUGCUUGGAGUGUGGGAAAAGUUUCAGUCAGAGCUCUGGCCUUACUAGCCAUGGGAAAAUCCACACAGGAGAGCAACCAUAUAAAUGCCUUGAGUGUGGGAAAAGUUUCAGUGACAGAUCAGCCCUUCUUAUACAUCAGAAAACACACACGGGAGAGGAAUCUUUAAAAUGCUUGGACUGUGGGAAAAGUUUUAGUCAGCGCUCAAGCCUUAUUAAACAUGGGAGAAUCCACAAGGGAGAGAAACCCUUUACAUGUUUGAACUGUGGGAAAAGUUUCAGUGAGAGCUCAAGCCUUAUUAAGCAUGGGAGAAUCCACACGGGGGAGAAACCUUAUAAAUGCUUAGACUGUGGGAAAAGUUUCAGUCAGAGCUCUGGCCUUAUUAGUCAUGGGAAAAUCCACACAGGAGAGGGACCAUAUAAAUGCCCUGAGUGUGGGAAAAAUUUCAGUGCACCAUCAACCCUUAUUAUACAUCAGAGAGCCCACACAGGGGAGAAACCUUAUAAAUGCUUGGACUGUGGGAAAAGUUUUAGUCGGACCUCAGGCCUUAUUAGCCAUGAAAGAAUCCACACCGGAGAGAAACCCUUUAAAUGCUUGGACUGUGGGAACUGUUUCAGUCAACGCUCAAGCCUUAUUAAACAUGAAAGAAUCCACACAGGAGAGAAACCCUUUAAAUGCUUGGACUGUGGGAACAGUUUCAGACAACGCGCAAGCCUUAUUAUGCAUGGGAGAAUCCACACAGGAGAGAAACCCUUUAAAUGCUUGGACUGUGGGAAAAAUUUUAGUCAGCGCUCAAGCCUUAUUAAGCAUGGGAGAAUCCACACAAGGGAAACCUCAUAAAUGCUUGGAUGAAGGGAAAAGCUUCAGUCCCAGGUCAUAACUUCAUAAACAUCCGAGAACCCAUAUGGGACGGAAUCUAGAAAAGUUUUGACUGUGGAAAAAGUUUCAUUUGAUGAUCAAACCUUGCUUGACAUCAGACAGUCCACAUAAGAGAGAGAACCCAUAAAUGCUUGGAUUGUGGGAAAAACUUCAAUAACUGCAGAAAAAGAUUCAGUCUGAGCUCACACAUUAUUCUCUAUCAGAUAAUUCACAGAAGAGAAGUUGAAUGUGAGGGAAGCUUCAUUUGGUUCUCACAGAACAUCAAGCAUCAGCAAAUCCACACAGAGAAGAGCCUCUCAGAUGUCCUUAGCAUGAAAAAUGCUUAGUUGGAGCUAACACCACAUUGGACAUCAGAGACUCCUCCAUAAAGGAGAGAAAUUCUCUCAGUGCCCUGUCUAGGGCUGGCCAUAGAAAAAACUCUGUUUCGUAAUUCCCACACACAGCAGUGGCAUUUGGCUCCCAAGUUUCCAACUGCUCAUCUCUAGGGGCAGGUUCCAGCAGCAGCUGAUCAGUGACCCUCUGGCUUUGCCUGGUCUAAGCAAACCCAGACAGAGGAGAAGUCCCGAUCAGCCCCUCCUCCCUGCUGCAGCCUGGCUGCUGAACUGAUGGGCCUUCCUGCCUCUUGCUAACCUGCUGGGGGAAGGGAGAGAGAAACUGCUUGUGACACUACACCGCAUAUUUUUCAUAGUAAUAUUAUGAUAUUACUAUGAUAUUAUUAUAGUGUAAUUAUGAUGCAUUUUGUACAAGAGGGGUCAUUGGAAAAGUUCUGAUUUGCUGAAUAUGAGUAUCCUAUUUGCAGACAUGUAUCAUUUUGGUAUCUGAAGUUAUGAAUCAUGAGUAUGGCCUUGUCUACACUGGCACGUUACAGCAUUGAACCUUUCUCGCUCAGGAGUGCGAAAAAACUCCCCCUUUCAGUGCUCUAAAAUGCCAGUGUAGUCACAGCACCAGGGCUGGGAGCUGUGCUCCCAGCGCUGUUAGCUACGCCCCUCAUGGGGGUGGUUUUUUUAGAGUGCUGGAAGAACCGUAGCAGAGCUUUAACACUGCUAGUGUAGACAGAACUUUUGUAUCUUUAUUUCAAAUGUAGUUACACCUGGGUGAUACCCACUAAGCAAGAUGCUUCCAGUCUAGACAGCUGGCUGGGAAGGGCCUAUAUUAGCUAAUGGGCCAUCAGGGGAAACAAUAAGUGUAGGAGAAUCUCAUCCCCCACCUGGUGAGCCUUCCUGAGAAUGCUCCAGACAGCUGAUGAGGAAUGGGUGCUAUGACUCAGCAAGGUAUGCAAGGGCAUGUGACCAAACAAUACUGAUCUCUGUUUUGAGUACCUAUGUGUUUCCACAAACUGGUCUGGGAACCAAGCUUGAAAGAAAGGGUUUCUGCCAUAUGGAACAGCUAUGUAAGGCAGGGAGUGACAUCAUUGGUGGUUGUUCACUCUCCCACUGCUGAAUGCCUGCUGAAAGGAGCUCCAAAAGAAAAUGACUUGGGCUCCCUAUCCCUGUUCCAAGCUGCAAAGCAAGUGCAGCUUGUGCCUUUAGCAUCUGCAAGCCUGCUUGUAUCAUCAGUCAGGAUGAA
Messenger RNA from Gopherus evgoodei (Goodes thornscrub tortoise), 3527 nucleotides. Its product is annotated as zinc finger protein OZF-like. Gene Ontology annotation, biological process: negative regulation of transcription by RNA polymerase II. The record is from RefSeq and is a predicted model, not a curated record. Bases 231 to 1922 code for a protein of 563 amino acids. The transcript has 4 exons. Gene Ontology annotation, molecular function: RNA polymerase II cis-regulatory region sequence-specific DNA binding; DNA-binding transcription repressor activity, RNA polymerase II-specific. NCBI's taxonomy places the organism in Eukaryota, Metazoa, Chordata, Testudines, Testudinidae.